UAUCCAGCCAGAAUCUGAAGGCUCCGGACAGAUGAGUAGAGACUUGGAUACAGAAGAGGGACAGAUUCCAGUUUUCCACUUGAUCACCUUGUACAAAGAAGAACCCUUGAGAUAAAUGCUGGGAGAAAGAAGAAAAGCGGUGAAGGAGUCGAUGUGUGACGCAGGACAGGUCUGAGCCAAGAUGCAGAAGUAGGAUCCUUGUAUUUCUACUUCUCUGCCAACACUGAUGGUUGCAAGGAUUGGAAAAAUUAACACUGCUUAGCUCAGCAAGGAGCACGUGGUGGGACGUCAGAGGGCUUAGAGAAGUGCUUGUGAAAGAGACCUGGCAAUAGGAACUGUCUAUUCAAGACUGGACAGGUGAAGCACAGGAGCCACUAACACGCACUCUCUGACAUCCCUCGCCGUCCGUCAGGAGGGAGCCUGUGUGACAGGAAUGGCAGAGCAUCAGCCGCGCAGCAGCGAUGAGAGAGACUGACAUUCGUACGAGUCUCUUCUGGCUCCUUCUCCACAAUGGCUGGUGCCUCUGCAUAUUCAUUGGAUGGUAAUGCAGGAUGUCAAGAGCAGCAGUAGAGUUUGGCUUGAUCCCAUUGUGUUUUUCUUCUGCCGGUUGAGACUUUGAAUCACCAUGACAACGCUGUGACACUUCCAGCAAAGGUUGCCCACAGACCAGGGGUGGGCUGGGGGUGGGUGAGAAGGUCAAUGAUUAAGUCUAACAGGAUCAAAAGUUGCGCCUGCAGCAAAACGACUGUAGAAAAGCCGUCAGCACGACAAGAAGAUGAAAUUCCCCUUCUAUUGGCUUCUCGUUAAGCAGGCACAAUAACAUUUUUUUUCGAGAGACUCGCUAUAAAAACUCUUUUGGUUAUGGCUACUGAUCCAACGUGAUUGGGCACGCAGCGACUUUUGAACUCAUGACUGGAUAUACGAUGUUGCGGAAUGGGGGAGUGGGGAACGGAGGCCAGCCGUGGAUGUUGAGAUGGUCCAGUCGGAUCCGCCUCACCUGGCUUAGUUUCACCCUCUUCAUUAUCCUCGUCUUCUUUCCCCUCAUUGCCCACUACUACCUAACUACCAUCGAUGACGCGGACGAUGCCGGCAAGCGCAUCUUUGGCCCUCGGACCGGCAACGAGCUGUGCGAGGUGAAGCAUGUGCAAGACCUGUGCCGCAUCCGCGAGUCGGUCAGCGAGGAGCUGCUCCAGCUGGAGGCCAAGCGGCAGGAGCUCAACAGCGAGAUCGCCAAGCUCAACUUAAAGAUCGAGGCCUGCAAAAAGAGCAUUGAAAAUGCCAAGCAGGACCUACUGCAGUUGAAGAACGUCAUCAGCCAGACCGAGCAUUCCUACAAAGAGCUGAUGGCUCAGAACCAGCCCAAGCUCUCCUUGCCCAUCCGGCUGCUGCCAGACAAAGAUGAUGUGACCUUCCCCCUGCCAAAAUCCAACAGGAACUGCAGACUACACAACUGCUUUGACUACUCGCGCUGCCCCUUGACAUCUGGCUUUCCAGUCUAUGUCUACAACAGUGACGAUUACCCUUUUGGUAGUUCCUUAGACCCUUUAAUCAAACAAGCCUUUGAGGCAACUGUCAGAACUAAUGUUUAUGUUACUGAAAAUGCAAAUAUUGCUUGUGUGUAUAUAAUUUUAGUGGGGGAAAUGCAAGAGCCUGUAAUGCCAAAACCUACUGAACUAGAGCAACAGUUGCACUCUUUGCCAUAUUGGAGGACUGAUGGACAUAACCAUCUCAUCAUCAAUUUAUCAAGGAAAUCAGAAACUCAGAACUUCAUUUACAACAUCAGCACUGGGCGGGCCAUGAUUGCCCAGUCCACCUUUUACGAUGUGCAGUAUCGACCAGGGUUUGAUAUUGUGGUAUCGCCCCUGGUCCACGCUAUGUCUGAACCGAAUUUCCUAGAAAUCCCACCCCAGGUGCCAGUCAAGCGUAAAUACCUGUUUAGUUUCCAGGGGGAGAAGAUCGAGUCUCUCAGAUCUAGCUUGCAAGAGGUUCGCUCUUUCGAAGAGGAGAUAGAAGGCAAUGCCCCAGCUGACUACGACGAUCGGAUCAUCACCACCUUGAAGGCUGUUCAGGACAGCAAGUUGGACUUUGUUUUGGUGGAGUUUACAUGUAAGAACCAGCCUAAGGCGAGUCUGCCCACUGAGUGGGCUCUGUGUGGAGAAAGGGAUGACAGACUAGAGCUACUGAAGCUAUCUACUUUUGCACUGAUAAUCACCCCAGGGGACACCCAUUUAGUGAUCUCCGCCGGGUGUGCCAUGAGACUGUUUGAGGCUCUGGAAGUUGGAGCCAUCCCGGUGGUUCUCGGAGAGCAAGUUCAGCUACCCUAUAAUGAUGUGAUCCGGUGGAACGAGGCAGCCUUAAUUAUACCAAAGCCACGUAUCACAGAAGUGCACUUUCUUCUGAGAAGCAUUUCUGACAACGAUCUCCUUGCCAUGAGGAGGCAGGGCCGCUUCUUGUGGGAGACCUACUUCUCCACCUCCGACAACGUGUUCAGCACAGUCUUAGCUAUCAUAAGGACUCGAAUCCAAAUCCCAGCUGCUCCUAUCCGAGAAGAAACCGCUGUGGAGAUUCCCCACCGGUCUGGCAAAGCUGCUGGUACAGACCCCAAUAUGGCAGACAACGGUGACCUGGACUUGGGGCCUGUGGAAACAGAACCACCCUAUGCAUCUCCCAAAUAUCUCCGCAAUUUCACCCUCACUGCAAUGGACAUCUACCGGAAUUGGAAUUCUGCUCCAGGGCCUUUCCACCUCUUCCCCUAUACUCCCUUCGACCCUGUUUUACCAUCAGAAGCAAAAUUUUUGGGGUCUGGGACUGGAUUUCGACCAAUUGGUGGAGGAGCAGGUGGCUCUGGGAAGGAGUUCCAGGCUGCUUUGGGUGGCAACGUCCCCCGGGAGCAGUUCACAGUAGUGAUGUUGACUUACGAGCGGGAGGAAGUGUUGAUGAACUCCCUAGAAAGGCUCAAUGGUCUCCCAUACUUAAAUAAAGUUGUGGUAGUGUGGAACUCUCCCAAGCUUCCCUCUGAGGAUCUCUUGUGGCCAGACAUUGGCGUCCCAAUCAUGGUCGUCCGCACAGAGAAAAACAGCCUGAACAACCGGUUCCUGCCGUGGGAUGAGAUCGAGACGGAGGCCAUCCUGUCCAUUGAUGACGAUGCUCACCUUCGCCACGACGAGAUCAUGUUUGGGUUCCGCGUCUGGAGAGAGGCGAGGGACCGCAUCGUUGGCUUCCCGGGGCGCUACCACGCGUGGGACAUCCCCCAUCAGUCCUGGCUCUACAACUCCAACUACUCUUGUGAGCUAUCGAUGGUGCUCACUGGUGCUGCCUUCUUCCAUAAGUACUACGCCUACCUGUACUCCUACGUGAUGCCACAAGCCAUCCGUGACAUGGUGGAUGAGUACAUCAACUGCGAGGACAUCGCCAUGAACUUCCUGGUCUCUCACCUGACAAGAAAACCUCCCAUCAAGGUGACCUCCCGCUGGACCUUCCGCUGCCCUGGGUGCCCCCAGGCUCUUUCUCAUGACGACUCUCACUUCCACGAGCGACACAAGUGCAUCAACUUCUUCGUCAAGGUGUACGGGUACAUGCCCCUGCUGUACACCCAGUUCCGCGUGGACUCGGUCCUCUUCAAGACCCGCCUGCCCCACGACAAGACAAAAUGCUUCAAGUUCAUCUAGAAAGGGGAGGCAGCCAGGCACCCUCGGCUCUCCAAACGUGGGCUGGAGGUGGGUGAGGACAGGGGGUGGCUUUUCCCACGGAGCUGUGAGUGCAAAACGCUUUUUGGGAUUGACUCUGGCCUCCCCCCCGCGGAGCAAAAGGGACGUCCUGGCUUUGGACGGGCUCCUUUCCCCCCUCCCUUCCUGCCCUCCCCACUGAGACUCGACCGAGUGACAGCGAACAGGAUCUCACGGCUUCUGUAAAGACACUCCCCGGGAUCAUACACUGAGGAAUGGCACGCUGGCUAGUGGCUCUGCCCCUUCGCUAGCCCAGGGCAACCAUUCUUUUUAAUUAUAAUUAUUGUUAUUUAAAAUGAAAGUGUUUUAGAUUUGC
Messenger RNA from Athene cunicularia (burrowing owl), 4041 nucleotides. It is a transcript of the gene EXTL3, whose product is annotated as exostosin like glycosyltransferase 3. The record is from RefSeq and is a predicted model, not a curated record. The coding region runs from base 909 to 3668 and encodes 919 amino acids. Gene Ontology annotation, molecular function: glycosyltransferase activity. NCBI's taxonomy places the organism in Eukaryota, Metazoa, Chordata, Aves, Strigiformes, Strigidae. Gene Ontology annotation, cellular component: membrane. The transcript is spliced from 10 exons.